Aspergillus campestris IBT 28561 is the source of this 1521-nucleotide messenger RNA. Its product is annotated as Zn(II)2Cys6 transcription factor. The record is from RefSeq and is a predicted model, not a curated record. Bases 1 to 1521 code for a protein of 506 amino acids. Gene Ontology annotation, molecular function: transcription cis-regulatory region binding; zinc ion binding; DNA-binding transcription factor activity, RNA polymerase II-specific. Gene Ontology annotation, biological process: positive regulation of transcription by RNA polymerase II. Gene Ontology annotation, cellular component: nucleus. The transcript has 4 exons. NCBI's taxonomy places the organism in Eukaryota, Fungi, Ascomycota, Eurotiomycetes, Eurotiales, Aspergillaceae.
AUGUCCGAACCAUGCUAUACAUGCCGCCGCCGGCGCAUCCAAUGCGACCGCUCCAAGGAGCCCUGCCUCAAAUGUGAGAAGGCCGGACUCGAGUGUUUCAGGGAAAGACCGUUGCGAUGGGUUCGGGGCGUGGCUAUUCGGGGCUCUAUGCGAGGAAAGUCUUUCAAAGAGACGGCUCGGCCUCAAGUGGAGAACCCUGGCCAGGGUUCUAUGCAGCUGAUCGUCGAUGCGGGGCCUAAUCUAAACCACGACAUAGACUGUGAUGCCUUGUAUAAUGCUUCGGCGUAUGGCCGCCCCAACAGCAUGGGAUUGACCAUGAGUGCUUUGUCCACACCGAAUCUGGAUCCCACUUCCAUGUACUACCUAGACUAUUACAACGAUCGUAUAUGCAAGGUCUUCAUCGUUUAUGACAGCGAGAAGAAUCCAUUCCGAAGUCUCAUCUCCCUCGCCAUGGGUGACUCGGUGCUCCUCCAGACAAUUCUCGCCCUAGCUGCCCGCCACCGCGCCAAUACAGGACGAUCCUUCUCGGAGCAUCAUGCAUCAGCACUUCCAGAGUCAGCUGACGCUCAUCAGGCGGCUCUUCGUUUCAAACAUCGCUCCAUCCAAGGCCUCGCCAAUGCCUUAAGCGACCCGAAAGCAUGCCAGCGAGACACAACCGUGGCGACCACGUUCCUCCUGGUAUUUUUAGACCUUCUGGAAUCGGGAUGCGACCGUUGGAAUUACCAUCUGGACGGUGCGAAGACCAUGAUGGCCAUGAUGAAGCCCGAUGAUCCAGGAUCCACCAUCCAGGGGAUCCGCCAAUUCCUAGCUACGCAGAUCCACUUGAUUGAAACUCUGGGAACUACCUUUGUGCGGCCCAAACUACUGUCCCGGUUUCUCUCGCUGAACGGAUCAGGAGCCCGCCUGCGCGACAUUGUCGAACAGUCAUUCCUUGGUUGUCCCGGGUAUCUUCUAAGUGCUAUCCAAUUUUUCUCGUCGCAAAGGGAUAUCUUAGCAGAGGAGAAUGAUAUAACCCGACCCUCUCCUGACCAAUCCCAGGAAGUUGGCUCUGUCCUGGAAUCCGUACGGAAUUUUGACAGCUACCUCUGGGCUACAGAAUUGCCACAGGAACCGUCAGCCCCGAGGGACAUUGACGGUCUCUGCACACUUUCCCGGGCCUACCAACUGGGUGCUUGUAUCUACGGGCAGUGCGUGCUCGACGUCAUAAACAAGACCACCACAUCACAGCACACCACGGUAGCAGAGUUGAUCAGCGUGAUCGGGGCACUACGCGAUGAUACCGCACUGUUCAAGUGCAUUCUAUGGCCGAUGUUCAUUGCUGGCCUAGUAUGUCAAGAACAGGCGCACCGGGAUUAUCUCAUAGCGAGUCUGGAACGAUUCUGGAAUUACACCAGCUGCCUGAAUGUACUCAAUGCUGCACAAAUAUUGCAGGCGUAUUGGACGCAAGACACAACCGGGAGGAAGCCUUCACAGUGGAUAUUUACCGUCGGCCGACUGGGCCGCGACUGGCUUUUGAUUUGA